ACACCGAAACUGUGUCUCUGUUCUGUACUAGUGUACUGAACCCUGCACCCACGUUCAUUCCCUCUAACCUCACUCCUUAAAUCUACUUCACUACUUUCUCUAUACUGACAAAUAAGCUCACCCCACAUCCACCUACCCCACCCCCACGAGGCCAAACUUUCUCAUACUACUUUCGAUUUCGAAUACCAUAAAUCUCACAUUUUACCGUUAAAAAUCUUUCUACUUCUUCUUCCUCUUCAAUGGCUACACAAAAGCUUUCGAGUUUCUUCCUUAUUUUCCUUGUUUUAUUGCAAUCUCUUUCUUCCGCAGAGUCUCAAGCUUUUGUCGGCGUUAACUAUGGACAACUCGCUGAUAACCUCCCGCCGGUGACGGAGACGGUGAAGCUCAUUCAGUCGACGAGGAUUGAGAAGGUGAGGUUGUAUGGGGCGGAUCCGGCGAUUAUAAAAGCGUUGGCGAAUACCGGCAUUGGAAUUGUGAUCGGCGCUGCUAAUGGCGAUAUACCGGCGCUUGCAUCCGACCCGAAUUUCGCGGGCCAAUGGGUUAAUUCUAAUGUGUUGGCUUAUUAUCCGGCGAGUAAGAUUAUUGUUGUUACUGUCGGUAAUGAAGUCGUGACCUCAGGAGAUCAGAACCUUAUUCCUCAACUUUUGCCGGCCAUGCAAAAUGUCCAAAACGCCCUUAAUGCUGCUUCCCUCGGUGGGAGAAUCAAGGUAUCAACGGUACACGCCAUGUCCAUUUUGUCUCAGUCCGACCCGCCUUCUUCCGGGUUAUUCAGUCCAGUAUUUGGAGACACACUGAAAGCUCUGCUGCAAUUUCACAAGGAAAAUGGUUCACCUUUGAUGAUCAAUCCAUACCCAUUCUUUGCAUAUCAGAGUGAUCCAAGACCUGAAACCUUGGCAUUCUGUCUCUUCCAACCAAAUGCUGGCCGGGUCGACUCAGGAUCCGGUAUCAAAUACAUGAACAUGUUUGAUGCACAGGUUGAUGCUGUACAUUCUGCCCUGAAUGCAUGGGGAUUCAAGGAAGUUCAAAUUGUGGUUGCUGAGACAGGGUGGCCAUACAAGGGAGACCCAAAUGAAGUAGGCCCGAGUGUGGAUAAUGCAAAAGCUUAUAACGGUAACUUGAUAAACCACUUGAGGUCUAUGGUUGGCACUCCAUUGAUGCCUGGCAUAUCUGUUGAUACCUAUAUAUUUGCCCUCUAUGAUGAGGAUUUGAAGCCUGGGCCUGGCUCGGAACGCUCAUUUGGACUUUUCAAACCUGAUCUUUCUGUGACUUAUGACGUUGGCCUCUCAAAAAAUGCGCAGACUCCUACAGCUCCAGUAACUCCAGUGAGUCCUGCACCAGCAACAACUCCCACGACACCAACAACUCCAGUAACUCCGGCUACACCAAAACCAACAGGAGCUGGUUGGUGCAUGCCAAAGCCGGGAACACCUGAUGCUGAAUUACAGGCUAAUCUUGACUAUGCCUGUAGCCAGGCUGGUAUUGACUGUACCCCUAUUCAAGCAGGCGGCGCCUGCUUUGAACCAAAUACUGUUGCAUCACAUGCUGCUUAUGCUAUGAAUCUUCUUUACCAAACUGCUGGCAGGAAUCCCUGGAACUGCGACUUCUCUCAAACCGCUGCCCUCACCUCAACAAAUCCUAGUUACGAUGGCUGUACUUAUCCUGGUGGCAGCUUAUGACGCAGAGAAUCUACUUUAGUAUUUGAAUAUAUUUGAUUAUGAUGGAUUAGUUUAUGGAACUAUAAAUUGAUCGAUAAAUAAUCCCCUCCUCCCCUUUUUUCCUUUUGCUAAAAUGAUCUUCAACUAUAUAAAUUUAAAGUGUAUAGUUCCUCUAAUACUAUCAUUUUCUUAAAGCCUUUCUCAAAAUCUCCA
Messenger RNA from Nicotiana attenuata, 1868 nucleotides. RefSeq names its product glucan endo-1,3-beta-D-glucosidase-like. Gene Ontology annotation, molecular function: hydrolase activity, hydrolyzing O-glycosyl compounds. Gene Ontology annotation, biological process: carbohydrate metabolic process. The record is from RefSeq and is a predicted model, not a curated record. Gene Ontology annotation, cellular component: plasma membrane. The transcript is spliced from 6 exons. NCBI's taxonomy places the organism in Eukaryota, Viridiplantae, Streptophyta, Magnoliopsida, Solanales, Solanaceae. Bases 240 to 1676 code for a protein of 478 amino acids.